Crotalus tigris (Tiger rattlesnake) is the source of this 2613-nucleotide messenger RNA. RefSeq names its product cyclin C (gene CCNC). Lineage: Eukaryota; Metazoa; Chordata; Lepidosauria; Squamata; Viperidae. The record is from RefSeq and is a predicted model, not a curated record. The transcript has 12 exons. Gene Ontology annotation, biological process: positive regulation of transcription by RNA polymerase II. Gene Ontology annotation, cellular component: nucleus; mediator complex. Bases 183 to 1034 code for a protein of 283 amino acids. Gene Ontology annotation, molecular function: cyclin-dependent protein serine/threonine kinase regulator activity.
GUGAGGUCGCCGCUCGUAUGGGUGCUGCUGUUUUUGCAGACUCCUUCCUGCUGCUAAAGCUGUUCCUGUUCCUGGAAGGUGGGGGUGGGGGGAAGAAGAAGAAGAAGAGGAGAGAAAAGAAAGGUUUGCCCUGGCUACCGGCAAGCAGGAAAGAAAAAACGUUGCCACCUUGACUCCUCUACAUGGCAGGGAAUUUCUGGCAGAGUUCGCAUUACUUACAAUGGAUUUUGGAUAAACAAGAUCUGCUGAAGGAACGCCAAAAAGACUUAAAAUUUUUAACAGAAGAAGAAUAUUGGAAACUACAGAUAUUUUUUACAAAUGUUAUUCAAGCUUUAGGUGAACAUUUGAAGCUAAGACAACAAGUUAUUGCCACUGCUACUGUCUAUUUCAAGAGGUUCUAUGCCAGGUAUUCCCUAAAAAGUAUUGAUCCAGUGCUAAUGGCUCCCACAUGUGUAUUUUUGGCAUCCAAAGUAGAGGAAUUUGGGGUGGUUUCAAAUACAAGAUUGAUAUCUGCUGCUACUUCUGUAUUGAAAACUAGGUUUUCGUAUGCCUUUCCAAAAGAAUUUCCUUAUAGGAUGAACCAUAUAUUAGAAUGUGAAUUUUAUCUGUUAGAGUUAAUGGACUGCUGUUUGAUAGUAUAUCAUCCCUAUAGACCUCUACUUCAAUAUGUACAAGAUAUGGGCCAAGAAGACAUGCUGCUGCCCCUUGCUUGGAGGAUAGUGAAUGACACAUACAGAACUGAUCUUUGUCUGCUAUACCCUCCUUUCAUGAUAGCUCUAGCUUGUCUACAUGUGGCUUGUGUUGUUCAGCAAAAGGAUGCUAGACAGUGGUUUGCCGAACUCUCUGUUGAUAUGGAGAAGAUCUUAGAAAUAAUCAGGGUCAUUUUGAAACUGUACGAACAAUGGAAAAACUUUGAUGAAAGGAAAGAAAUGGCUACAAUUCUAAGCAAGAUGCCUAAACCAAAACCGCCUCCAAAUAGUGAAAGUGACCAGGGUCCAAAUGGAAGUCAGAAUUCUAGCUACAGUCAGUCUUAAGACAUUCCAAAGAAAUGAACUGUGGACCACUUUGGAUUAAGGCACAUUGGGAUCUUUUCAUAUGUGGAAGACAUGGACAGAAGGUUUCAUUGUCUUUUCAGAUAGAACACAAUGUUUCUAUCAAGUGUACAAAAGCUUUUCCUUAAACACACACCCAUUUGAAUUGUGAUACAAGAAUAAUCAAAAACUUUGGAUAUAAAUAAUGAUGUAAUUCAGUAUGGACAGACUAUAGUAAAUUUUGUUAUUUGAAAGAAAUAGUGGUGAGUUAAACAAACUGUGUUGACACAAAGAUGGAUAACUGUGAAUGGAUCUUUCUUGCAACUAUACUUGUUUAACUACGGAAUACAAGAGAUGACUUGAGAAGUUGGAUUUGAGAUCCUAAUUUUCUAGGUAUAUACUUGCCAAUGGAUGUUUCAAGAAUGCACUGCUGUAGUAAAUGCCUUAGAGAAAAGAAAAAAAAUUUCCUUAAAAAGUAUAAAAUGUUGCAUUCCUCAUCUGAAGUUUAAGGAGAUACUCUACAAUACCUGUAGUUUGCUAGAGGAAAUCCAGGAUACUCCCAAAGUGCAAUAUAUAUAAUGAAAACUGUGGCUGUUUUAGGAAAGAAUGUGCUUUAUGUCCUUGACAUAUUUUGCAAUCCAAUCAAGUAAAGAAUCUAACCUAUUUGAGGUUGUAAUGGUGGAUAUGUUGUGUGCUAGAAGUUUCUCUUCUGCUUUCCUUGUUACUAGGAAUGACUUGUCUCUUGAGAAAGCAGAAGCAGUUGAGACUAUGAUUCCAUAAUAAAAUAUAAAUUACUGUACAAAUUAACACAAGAAUCAUUCAAAGACAGGAUGUUCCCUUUUUUAAAUUCAAGGGCCAUAUGCUGUGUUCUUUACUCAGACUUCCCUAUUUAAAAAGGGAUUUAGUCUAGAGCUCUGAAAUAUUCAUGGACUAUUUGUUUGGGACCCUAAAAUGAGUUAAAAGUAGCCUGUCUUUCAGUCUAAAGUAGCUCUCCUCAACAUAAUGCCUUCUAGCUGUAUUAGAUUACUGUUGCCUUCAGACCAACCAACAUGGCCAUGUUAAUGGAGGAUUAGGGAGAUCAAAAUACAGCACAUAGUGAAGGUGCCAGUUGGGAAAGGCUGCUUUAAGAUGGCCUUUCACCCAAGGGAGCAUUAUUCUGCCAUGAUACAAAGGAACAUUGGUUGAAAGAGUAUUGUCAAAUGGUGCUUGUUCUAAAACUUGAUCUAAAAGCAGCAGUGCCUGCCUCUACUUGAGAUGUCACUGAAUUAAGGGUAACCAAAGUGUUUUUGUAUGCAAACGCUUGGGCUCUCUACACUUAAGUGUUGGAAGUUAUUUUUUUACAGAGUGUUUGGAUACUGACUUACAAAAACAAUUGUGAGGAUUUUUUUAAUUUUAGCCUUUUCAUGUUCCCUUUUUAGUUUUGCUAAUUUUGUUGAUGCUGGUCAUGUUGUCCCACACAUUUGCUAACAAUUGGUUAAGGCACCACAUCUGUUGUAUUUUAGAAAUUACUUUGCUAACUUGGGGAUUUCAGCAUUAUUUGUAAUAUGGACUAGCUGCAUAGGAAUAAAACAAUGGAAUUUAA